This is a messenger RNA of Salvia miltiorrhiza (redroot sage), 2317 nucleotides long. Its product is annotated as transcription factor TGA2.2-like. Bases 548 to 1948 code for a protein of 466 amino acids. The record is from RefSeq and is a predicted model, not a curated record. NCBI's taxonomy places the organism in Eukaryota, Viridiplantae, Streptophyta, Magnoliopsida, Lamiales, Lamiaceae. The transcript is spliced from 10 exons. Gene Ontology annotation, biological process: regulation of DNA-templated transcription; DNA-templated transcription. Gene Ontology annotation, molecular function: sequence-specific DNA binding; DNA-binding transcription factor activity.
GGAGGCUUUAAAAAGUGGAAAAUAUGCUUCCGCUGAAAAUGACGCCUAGCUUGGAAUGAUCUGAACGUCACGUCUCUCAAUCGCCAUAAACAAUUGUUCAAGAUCAUUAAACAAAGAAGCUUAAUCACAACUGGGACCCUGGAAUUUUGUGCUCGAACACUCUCCCUUCAGAAAUUUCUAGAUAUAAUCAAAGAAAACUAUUCAAAUAUCCAAUCCAUUUAUUAAACUAAACAAUUUCCAAUCUCGUGCGUUCAAGAUUCUGGGUUUUCUCGAGCUUUGACUAAAUAUCAGCAUCUGGGUUCCUCGACUCCAUAGCUUGUAUGAAAAGGGUUUAUGGGGUUUUGUGAUUUAUUGAAAAGGCAUAUUUUGCGUGUUUGAUUUGAGUUUGAGCUGGGGUUUGGAGUUCUUGUCUUCGUGUUUUCAAAGUUUCGAUUUUUAUGCUGGAAAUAAAUUGACUUUCUAAUUUGUGGGCCAAAACUAGAUUUUGAGAGAUUCUGUUUUGUUACUAUUUAUGGGUUUUGAGUUUUUGAGGUGGUGAUGGUGAUUUAUGGGUAGUAAAACCAUCAAAUUUAGUGCAGAGGAUAACAGAACAGGGAUGCCAAGUUUCAUUUCUCAGACUCCUGCUUCCAAUCCCAUGGGUACAGAGGCAAAUGCAACUCAAUCUUCACAAGUUCCAAAUUUUGGGGUCCUCGAGCAAUAUCUGGGGUUUCGGAUUGGAGAUCCUGCUAAUAAUGUCGGCCGAAGUCAAGUAUUUAACCAAAGUAUGAAUAGCCAAUCCGUUGGUCCCGAUCUCCAGUCCGGUUUAUUCAAUAAGACUUAUGCCUCAACCAACACAAAUUUUUCGGCAGCUCUACUGGGUUCUCAACCAGUGCAACUGCAAAAGGGACCACAGCCAAAUCUACUAUCUACUUCCAGUGGUCAACACGAAAACUGGGGAGAGUCGAACAUGGCAGAAUCUAGUUCCCGGACCGACACUUCAACUGAUUUGGACCCAGACGACAAAAGCCAGAAGAUUGAUAUGGGUCAAUCUGCUGGUGUCGCGGUUUCAGAUUCCAGUGAUAAAUCGAAAGAAAAAACCUCGGAUCAGAAGACGUUGCGAAGGCUUGCACAAAACCGAGAAGCUGCAAGGAAAAGCAGACUGAGGAAGAAAGCCUACGUUCAGCAGCUGGAAAACAGCAGGCUGAAGCUGACUCAACUCGAGCAGGAACUGCAACGAGCACGUCAGCAGGGCAUCUUCAUUUCGAACUCGGGAGAUCAGUCCCAUUCGGGGAGUGCCAACGGAGCAUUGGCUUUUGAUGUUGAGUAUGCACGGUGGACGGAGGAGCAGAACAAACUAGUUAACGAGCUGAGGACAGCGGUCAAUUCACACGCAAGUGACACGGAACUUCGUGUUAUCGUGGAUAGUGUGACGACACAUUUCAACGACGUUUUCAGGCUGAAGACGAAUGCAGCCAAGGCUGAUGUGUUCCACAUCUUGUCAGGAAUGUGGAAAACACCAGCGGAGAGGUGUUUCAUGUGGCUUGGUGGCUUCCGCCCCUCCGAGCUUCUCAAGCUUCUCGUGAACCAGCUGGAGCCACUCACGGAGCAGCAGUUGACGGGGAUCUACAAUCUUCGGGAGUCGUCUCACCAAGCGGAGGAUGCCCUCUCGCAGGGUAUGGAUGCAUUGCAGCAGUCACUAGCUGAGACGCUAGCCAAUGGCACUUCAGGGCCCGAGGGCUCGUCUGGAAACGUCGCGAAUUAUAUGGGCCAGAUGGCGAUGGCGAUGGGGAAGUUGGGAACUCUCGAGGGCUUCCUACGGCAGGCCGACAACCUACGGCAACAAACUCUGCAACAAAUGCACCGGGUACUGACAACCAGACAAUCGGCUAGGGCGCAGCUCUUGAUACACGACUACUUCUCGAGGCUCCGAGCUCUUAGCUCUCUUUGGCUAGCUAGGCCACGCGAAUGAGGUACCUCGAUACUCAUCCACCUAACUCCACUGCUCGUCCAGACACGCGAUAGUAAGAUGUAACAACUAUGCUCGUCUGAAGGUGGAUGCGGCUGCAGCCACCCUUGCCGGACUUUGCAGGCUCGUCUUUGUAAAAUAUGGUGUGAAAUUUCUGGUGUUUUAUGGUUGUUGUUGUCAAGUGGUAGAGAUAGCAAUAAUGUUGUUAUGGUUGGUUGUAUUUGUUAGUGUGAUGAUAUCAGAGGAUUAGCUACACUUCACUCCUACUCAUAGAUACUGAGAUACAUGUAAAGUCAGAUUCUACAUUACUGGAUUUAGGGUUCAAAUUCAUUUCCUUUUCAAUUUAGGUAAUGCCAAUCUAUUUUAUGAUUA